This is a messenger RNA of Diachasma alloeum, 2118 nucleotides long. RefSeq lists its product as uncharacterized. Gene Ontology annotation, molecular function: DNA binding. NCBI's taxonomy places the organism in Eukaryota, Metazoa, Arthropoda, Insecta, Hymenoptera, Braconidae. The record is from RefSeq and is a predicted model, not a curated record. The coding region runs from base 176 to 1813 and encodes 545 amino acids. The transcript is spliced from 3 exons.
UGAAAUUGGUUGCCAAACAAUAACAGCGUUUGCAAAUACCUCCCCAAAUCCCAGUUUGUGUUGAUAAUUGCUCACGACGACUGCAAAUGGCCCUUUAAAGAGUCCAUCGAAGGCAUUGGAAGGGGGAAAAAGGAAGCAGUGAUCUUCAUUUUUUUCUUCCAACAAGAACAAAGGAAUGGAGCUUGAAAUAACGCAGCAAAAAAUAAUGGAGAAUGAGGAGUUGUCACCGAUAAGAGAUCGUGACGAGAACCAGGAGUCUCUGAAGAAGUACCCACGCCACAGGCACUCGGUGGAGAUGAAGCUGGACUGUGUCAAGCGAAUAGAGAACGGUGAGACGAUGAAAGCCCUCUCUGAGGAGGUGGGAGUAGCCAGAUGCACGAUUCGUUCGUGGGUGAAGAACAAGGACAAUCUCCUGAUGCCCAAAGUGAUGAGGAUCCACAAUCCGGACCCAGAUAUAACGAUAAAGCAGGAGCCAAUAGCGUCUGACGUGGAGAGUAAUGGACUAGGGCAUGAGGCGAGUGGUAACUUGAUACCUUUGGAGAUGAAACCAAGGCCGAAACCCAGGCCGAAGCCGAAACCGAAGAUCCUGGGGCCCAGGGAGCCAGAUAUACCUCAGCUCGUCAAUAAUUCGUUGCUCAAGUGGUAUGAGUACUGCCAGCAGAGGGGAAUCGCUGUUACCAGGGCCCAUUUUGAGGAAAAAACCGACUCCUAUUUCAAAAAACACGGAAUCGAGAACUUCUACAUGACCAAUGAGUGGCUAAUAAAAUGGUGCAAGCAGCACGGUUUCCGAGUGCUCUCGGAGACCCUCGAGAGCAUCCCCAUAACCCAGAUAACCGACGGUGACUUCCAGCGCGAGCUGAAGAACACCCUGGGCUGUACAGACUAUCAGAAAUUCCAGGUGUUCAACUGUUCAGUGCUCUCCUGGAGCUACAAGUCCCUGCCCCUCUCCCUGGGCUACCAAGUGGAGCGAGAGCACCCCCAGGAUGACUACAUGCGUGUUUUCUCCUUCUCCAACGCCGACCUGAGCCUGAAAGUUCCCCUGAUCUGCACCCUAAACUCGGGGAAGAAAAAAUUCUGGAAGAACGAGUUCAAUCUGCCCCUCUACUCCACAGAAACAGACGCCGAGAGACUGGACUCCACUGUCUUCACUCACUGGCUGAAUCAUGAGUUCUCCCCCCACGUCACCAAGUUCUUGACCGAGAGGAACGCCCCCAUGAAGGUCCUCCUGAUCCUGGAUAAGGACAUUUUCGAGGCGCCAAAGCUGACGAUAGACUUUGGGGGCUUGAAGACAAUCGUCGUCUCCAAGACCUCCAGCUUUCUCGUCAGGCCCUUUGACUCUGAGAUUGUGGCCCUCAUGAAGAACUGCAAACGUUCUUUUCUGAAGAAAGUCAACAGCAUGAUCCAGGAGAACAACACUGUCCCCUUGAUCCAGCACCUGGACAACAUCAACAAUGGACACUUCCUAGCCUGGAUCAAGAUGCACUGGAAACGGGGACCUGAUAGCAUCUCUGAGCCCACUGACACGCAGCUGGUGAGGUGCCUGCCUGGGGGCAAGGUGCUCAGCCUCGAGACCAUCGAACGGUGGUUCAGGAGGUGCCAGCCUGAGAUCAUCGAGAAAAAGGAGGUGUCCAGUGUUGUCAUCAAGAGUGAAUGUGAUACUGAUAUCGUGUCCUCGGAGGAGGCCAAGGGGUAUCUUGAUAAACUCAUCUCUUAUUUUACUUUUCAUAAUAUUUUGGAGAACGAGGAGAUGCUAGUGUUCAGCAAUGCCAAGCAACGUAUUACUGAUGUGAUGGAGGUGAAUCGAGUGGUCUGACUGGAUUGAUGGGGAGGAGAGGAUGGGGAAAUCCAGGUGUUUAUUCGAGGUUUUUAAAAUAAUUGAUGGUUGGUUGGAUGUGAUACACAUGCAGAUCAGUGACGAGAUUGGUCGCCAAUUGGUGCACGCACGAAAUAUUUUAGUGGAACGCCUCGGGAAUUCGAGAGGAUUCUGUUGGAUUUCUAUUGAAUUUCAUAGCGGUUUUUGGGAGAUUUGGCGGAGGAUUUCAGCAGUUUAUUUGUUUUUUUUUUUAAUAUAAAUGUUCAAUGGGAAAUAUUGUAGUAAAAAAAAAUGUCUGUUGGGAU